AUGCAACACGAAGCAGACAAGCAUACGAAUGCAAAUAUGAAAAAUCAAGAACACAUCACCUCUGACAAACAUACUUCCCACAACAUCAAUCCCAGCGAGACCACAAUACCAUCUACAAACUCAACAUCACCAGCUAUUUCCCCAUCACCACACAGCAAACCCUGCACCAUAUGCCACACACCUCGCGAUGUACUGAUACGAUGCCAAAUCGACGAAACGAAGAAAUGGCAUUUUGUAUGUACAGGUAAAUGUUGGAAGAAUGUUAGUGGAGGGGAAGUGGAUGGUGAUGGUAUACAUCCGGAGUAUAGGUAUGGAGGGAUGUGGAAAAAUAAACAUGAGGCGGUUAGUGCAAAGAUUAAGGGAAAGGCGAAGGAUAGGGAUAGGAAGAGAGAUGUUGGUAAAUCGGAAGAGAAUGGGAUAGAUGGACAAGAGGUGGAUGGAGUUUGA
Messenger RNA from Sclerotinia borealis F-4128, 447 nucleotides. Lineage: Eukaryota; Fungi; Ascomycota; Leotiomycetes; Helotiales; Sclerotiniaceae. The record is from the annotation of a GenBank genome assembly.